Musca vetustissima is the source of this 4281-nucleotide messenger RNA. RefSeq names its product mucin-5AC-like. NCBI's taxonomy places the organism in Eukaryota, Metazoa, Arthropoda, Insecta, Diptera, Muscidae. The coding region runs from base 10 to 4281 and encodes 1423 amino acids. The transcript is spliced from 4 exons. The record is from RefSeq and is a predicted model, not a curated record.
AAUGUCAAGAUGAGUUACAAUCAAAAACCGCCUGGUCCUGGUGGCAGUGGUAUGGGAGGUGGCGGUGGUAGCGGCGGCCCUCCCAAUGGCCCCAAUAAUAUGCCACAAGUAGCGAAAACAUUUGCUGGCAUUCAACAACAAAUGCAAAAUUUAGUUCAUGGUCAGAAUCCAUUGCCACAAUCUUCACAGGCUGACUUGAAUGCAUUUUUCCAACAGCAACGUAUACAGAGUAUGCUAAAGCAACAACAACAAUUUUUGCAAUUUCAACAACAAAUGCAACAGCAGCAACAACAACAUCAGCAGCACCAACAGCAACAGCACCAUAACAUGGGCGGUGUGGGUGGUGGUGUUCCGGUUGGUGGAGUACCAGUUGGUGGCGGUAGUGGUGGUCCGAGUUCGGGUGGCGGCGGUGAACCUUUGGCAUUAACACGAACUCCCGGUGCCGCCGAGCUAUUAAACAAAACCUAUCAACAGCAGGCUAAUGGUAAUCCAGCUGCAAAUCCCACAUUCAAUCAGCUGCAGCAGACAUUGCAGGCAUUGCCUACGAAUUUUGUGCAGCAAUUGCAGGCUUUCCAAUAUCAAAUACAAGCUAAUAAAAUGCAUCAGCAACAGCAUGGUGGAGUGAAUCCACAAGGUGGUUCCCAUUUGGGGCAACAGCAAGUUAUGCCACAAGGUGUACCACCGCCACCCACCACAACAGCAAUGUCUCAUCAACAACAGCAGCAGCAACAGAAACACCAGCAACAACAAAACGCUGCUGCAUUGUCGACCGCAGCAGCUGUGCAGCAAUUUCAACAGAGAUAUUUAUCAGCCGCUGCCCAAGUGGUGGCCAACAAUAACAAACUAGCUUCGGUAGCUGCGACUCCACCGCCACUAACUAACCAGAUGAAGACUCCAAAUAUACCAACAAACACUCAAAUCACACCGGUUACAGGUGCCAAUAUAGGUGGUAGUUUAAUACCUCCACCGCCCACCACCAGCUCCUCCUCGUCGCAUCAAAAGGCAGGUCCCGCUAACAUGGGACCAACCACUGGCAUGAAUAAGCACCAAAAUCCCCAAGCUCCACCUCCAUCCAUAUCAAUGACACCCUCAAAACCAACAUCCACAACAGCGAUGCCCAGUGCCGCACACCAACACAACAAAUUCACACCACCUACAAAUGUGGCGAACAAAAACACAUCUGUUCCGCCUCCAGGGCAUAAUCAGAAUUUACAAAAGCCAUAUGCUGGUGGCGGUGGCAGUGCAUACAACAAUGCCAGCAGUCCAGCUAAAACAGGUACUGCCGCAAAUCCAGAUACGGCUACAGGGGCUGCCCUAAAGUCGCCACAGUCAACACCAGUGCAGUUGACCAAGCAAACGCCUGCGGCAGCUAAUACCGCCAAUACAAUGGCUAACAAAGUAGCUGGUGGCAAUACCAGUACAACAUUGGCUCCCCAAACAACGGCAACCGUUACCACGGCAGUGGCGUCAUCACCCCAGAAAGUGACGCCUCAAACCGUAGCAACUACUGCGUCUACUACGAGUGCUAUACAUCCUCCAACUCCACCUCAACAGCCUACGACAAAUCCUCCCAGCAGCAGUGCAUUAAAAACUACGCCAGUGGCACCACCUACUCCCACAACAACAAGUGCAACGGCCCCACAAUCUGCACCAGAAGUUACUGAUGCGGUAAAGGCAAAUAUCUCCGAAAAGGAGUCACCACUAAAAGAUCAGGGUGCUAAUAAAAAUAUCGCCUCAGAAGUGCCAAAAAUGUUGGCCACUUCCGAAGAACAGAAAAAAGAUAACGAAAAAUCGGUUGGCAAUAAUAAAACUGAAACUUCUUCGCCCAGCAAAGCUGCUUCUGUUGCUGAAACUAGGACUGAGACAAAUGCUGAAAAGCCGGCAGUCGAAGCAAAGGCUACUGAAUCGAAAACGCUGGAAGCCGUCGAGUUGAAAUCGACGAAAACUGAAAGUCAAGAUGUUGACUCCACAAAAAAGGAUCCUUCUUCCAUUAAUACCACGUCGGAGCAGCCUAAAAUCACAGAAAGUACAGCAAAUAAGGCUGUGGCAGAACAACCUGCUAAAGAAGCUCCACCAAAAACAUCAGCAACUGAAGAAAAGGAAAUGGUUGCACCAAAACUCUCUAUUGAGUCGAAACCUGUCGAUAAGUCAGGGCAUAAAAACGAAACAACAAAUGAUACAACAAAAGAAACUACAAAAUUAUCGCCAGUAGUAACUCAAACGGCGGCAGAUAACAAUGAUGAUCAAACUAAAUCUAAAUCCAACUCGGAAGUAGUUCUACCCGUAAGCACUGAGGCCAAGUCCACCGACAAAUCAGAAACAAAGGAAAAAGUGGAAAAAGACGAAAAAGAAGUUGACAAAACAACAACUAAAGAAACAAAAGAACACCUGGCAGAGAAACAAGACCAAGAAAAAUCGGUUACUCAAUCAAAUGCCAAUGUGGAGAUUAGGGAAACUAAACGUGAUGUUAGGGUGUCUUCUGAAGAUGUAGUGGCCACAUCUAAAAACUCAUCAAAGACAGAAAACAAGUCUAGUAGCUCACCAGCAAAAAGCAACACCACAACAACAACAGCAACUGACAGUGCUAGUAGCGAUCCAACUACCACUAAGGAAUCAACUGAUAGUAGUAAAACCAUUACCAGUUCUGCAGCUGUUACGAGUUCAACUUCAGCGGAAACUUCCACGCCAGUUAAAAAACAAGGUCGGGCUGCGAAGACAACAACUGCCAAAGCUAAAACCACUUCCACAGCGACCAGCAGCAGCACUUCUAACGAAAGCAAAUCGGCCGAAAAGUCGACAGAAGAAAAAUCAUCAACUCCAGCCCGAGCAAAGCGUAAAUCUAAAGCCGCCGAACCUCAAGUAUCGGAUUCAGCUCCAUCAACGCCUAAAGACGAUGAUUCAGAUCGUAAAUCAAAACGUCAUCGUCUUAAGACAAUUCUGUACCAAAGUCCACUUCCUGAAUUGGCCUUCAUCACGAAGCUGUCGGCCAGUGAGGCCUCAAAUUCACCCAAGCCUAUGUCAAGUGAAGAUCGCCUAAUUGUCUUCUAUAAAAAUGAAUAUAUGGCCGUACGCAAUGCCGAGGGUACUUUCUAUUUGUGUCAGACCAUGCAAAAUGUAUACCGAACAUCGCCACGUAUUAGCAUUCGUUGGCUGUCCGAAGAUCCCAAGGAUAGUAAUGUAUAUAUACCGGAUUUUUAUGAUCACACCGAUAUCGAAUGUGUUCUAACUACAGUCGAACUGAAACGCAUCGAUAAGGGACAUAUGCGUUUGCCGAAAUCGGAACGAACGCGUAUUGAGAGCAUUUUGAAAAAAGCGAUUGACGUGGAAAAGGGUUUAGUACCACGGCCAGAAUUAACGGAAGAGAAUCCAGAUGGACUUGACAUUUCCCUCUUUAAAGAUGAAUCUCAAAUUGAAAAGAAAUCAGCAUCUUUGGUUGAUGGUGAAAGCGGUGGUUAUCCUUUGGGAACAACGGGCACUAGAAAAUCCCGAAAAGGUGGCAAUACAUCAACGGCAGCCAAAACAUCUGCAGCAGCUCAAACACCUACCACGAAAACAACAGGCAAAAAACGGAAGCGAAGUCUUGGUGCAACAUCGUCCGCUGGUAAAUCGCCAGCAAAGAAACGAAAAACUUUAACCAAACGUAAAAAGAAGAGGACAACAAAUCACAGUGAUGACGAUGAAGAUGACGAGGAAAGUUCCGAUGAUUAUGAAUCGGAUACGGAAUAUAAACCAACACAAAAACGUACCACAGUUGCGGCGAGUGCAACCAAAGCAACGCCAAGAGCACAAAGAUCACCGUUGGCUAAGGCGAGGGCUGCAUCGCCCAUAACACCAACAACAUCUAGAUCUAGAAAUGUACCUCAAAAAACUGCAUCUCCCACACCAUCGCCCUCAACAUCAAAGGCCACACGAGGCGAACGAGCAGCCAAAAGGAAAUCCCUUACAGAUGCUGGUUCUUCCGAAGAAUCAUCAACGCCAGCCAGCAAGAAACCAGCAACAGCAACCUCAAUUAAUAAUACAAAAUCUGCAACUAAAUCCAAGACAGAUGAAAAUGUUGCGUUGGAGGAUUCAAAAACUUCAAAUAAAUCAAAUAAUAACGAGUCAACCCCAACGACAAUAUCGAAUUCCAAUAAUGCAUCAACAUCGUCAAGCAACUCCAAAACUGCCGCCACCACCACUUCAUCAUCUGCCGUCAGUGGUAGUAAUGGUGCAGAAGCUGCAGCUACAACCAUGGCUGAUAAUGGUGGUAAUGGUAACCGAACUUCACGAAGUCGAAAGUAA